Messenger RNA from Centropristis striata (black sea bass), 2382 nucleotides. RefSeq names its product arrestin domain-containing protein 3-like. The record is from RefSeq and is a predicted model, not a curated record. Gene Ontology annotation, biological process: protein transport. The transcript is spliced from 6 exons. Bases 267 to 1766 code for a protein of 499 amino acids. Gene Ontology annotation, cellular component: cytoplasm; plasma membrane. Lineage: Eukaryota; Metazoa; Chordata; Actinopteri; Perciformes; Serranidae.
UUCAACCGUGGCCUGGAAACCCGUCUUGCACAGAGUGGUCUUCACUUGAUUUCUAUGAGACCACGUCUCUGUUUUGUACGUUGGAUGGCAGCAGAGCUCUUUGACAAGACUUUCGUAGGGCGUGUCUUCAGCCAUAGUCCCGACCCUCGUCCAGGCGCCAUGGGUGCUGCUUUUUCACGAUAAAAGCGUUUGGAAGAGAUCUAUUAUAUAAUUUCUUUAUUCGCGUAACCGCUAUAGCCACCAUUUACUUGACGCUUGCUACUACAAUGCCUUCGAUCCAAGCUUUGACGCUAACUUACGACGCGCUAAAUGAGGAGGGGACCUUUUCAGAGGGAGACACUCUGACUGGAAAAGUAACACUGGCCUUACUGAAGGAGACCACCGUUGAAAGCCUGUUUGUUAAAGCCAAAGGAGACGCUAACACACACUGGACGACAAAGAGCGGCGAUAAAACCUAUACGCAUCGUGAACACAAAAGAUAUUUCAAAUUGAAGCAGUUUUUAAUCCCAGUGAGCUCCAAAGACACUGUAAUGCCCAGAGGAAACCAUGUCUAUAAUUUCAGCUUUAAAAUCCCAUCAGGAAGCAUGCCUUCCUCCUUCAAGUUGGGUCAUUGUACGAUUAUUUACAUGCUGGAAGUCAAGCUGUGCAGGAGCUGGAGGAUGGAUCGAAAAGAAGAACGGGAACUACGUUUUGUCUCCAAGUCCAUUCCAAACCUUCCGUCUCUGAUGUCACCGCAAACUGGGUCAACAAAGAAAUCGGUGGGGCUUUUCUCAAAAGGACAUGCAAACAUGGAAGUCACUAUUGACAGAAAGGCCUAUGCCCCAGGUGACACAGUGGCGAUUGUUGCAAAAGUCAACAAUUCCUCAUCCAGUGACAUGACACCCAAAUUUCGUUUACACCAGGAUAUUGUGUUUCGUGCCCAAGGCAGUACUAAACAUGUCAGCAACACUAUUCUCAAAGUGUCUGACAACUGUGUUACAGCUCAAACACAGAAGACUGUCAGGUGUUCACUGAAGAUUCCUGAUGUGAGACUAUCUAUCGACAACUGUGAACUUAUCUCAGUGGAAUACCGUUUACAGGCGUACCUUGACAUCAGCUUUGCUUUUGAUCCAGAGGUCAUAUUCCAAGUGGUCAUUUUACCUCGAGACUUAGUCCAUGGCCUUCAGUAUGGUGUGGGUGCGGGUUCCUAUCCAGCUGGGGCUGUUGGAGGCCCGAGCAACAGCGAUUUCCCUCCCGCUGCUGUGUCUAUGGGUCCUCAUCAUGCUGAGGCUUUUGGGGGUCCAAGCUACAGUGAUUUCCCUCCCUCUGCUCCGUCUGUGGGUCCCUAUCCUGUAUCCCCACGCUCAGGCAGUCAUAGAUACCCAGGAGUCCAAAGUUAUUCAGCACCACCGCCUGUUUACCCAGGUAACCCACCAGUGUAUGCUGGUCCAUCAGGUGUGCACCCUGCUCAGCCGAGUGGGGGCUACGGGUACCCAGCACCACAGCUGGCUUCUCCAUACGGAUCACCAUUUUCAUCUUCAUCAUCAGUGCUUCAUCCUCCCCCAACAUCUCAUCCUCCUCCUUCUGCCCCAACAUUUCAACCACCCCCAGAGAUCCACCCAUCUCCUCCUCCACCCUUCAGCGUAUCCCCAACUGCUCCUACGUACAACUCGCUGCCUUCUGCACCAGUGAUGAACACAGACUUCCUUUCUCAGUCAGAUGAACCUCCACCAGCAUAUACACUCCUUUUUCCGUCUUCUGCACCUGACAACUCUGAUGCAAAAUAAUAGAAUCUAUGCUUUGUGACCGAAUGAGUGUUAACUAUGAGGUGAAAUACUAAUACAUGUGAUGUGUGAAAUGUGAAAUCCGAUCAAUUAAGUAGUGCCCUUUACACUUUAUUAGUGUUUUUAAGUGAAGUUGAAAUGAGAAGAAAAAACCUAAGACUUUUGCAUUGCAUGUGAAUGCUGCUUUAUUGUCAGUUCAGGUUGCUAAAGGGCUUUGUGCAGCUGUUCAUACCUCAGUCAUCAGCAAACACGUGCCUUGUUCAACUCAAGUGUCUUAGACUGACCUUUUAUUUAUUUUAUUUUUUUAGUGUUAGAAUUAAUACCUAUUCUCAUUACCUCACUCUUCUGUUUGGCUGGUGUUUGAAAGAUUCUGGACAGCAUGUACUGCAGAAGAAGAAAAACAAUCUUUUUAUAUGUUUUUUUUAGUAUUAUCAUUUUAAAGCAAUGAACUAAGAGGCCAAAUGUACAAUUUCUUUAUACUUUCCAGACUGUUGAGUUUAAAGACAGAUAACUCCUUCUAUUUCAUUACACAAUACUUUGCAACCUGAUUUAUUAUAUUCAUUGACUGCCAGUGUUUGGCUGACUUGUAGAUUUCAAUAAAGAAGUGUUAAGAAAAGUU